Galeopterus variegatus (Sunda flying lemur) is the source of this 2668-nucleotide messenger RNA. It is a transcript of the gene NCSTN, whose product is annotated as nicastrin. Gene Ontology annotation, biological process: Notch receptor processing; protein processing. The record is from RefSeq and is a predicted model, not a curated record. Gene Ontology annotation, cellular component: membrane. NCBI's taxonomy places the organism in Eukaryota, Metazoa, Chordata, Mammalia, Dermoptera, Cynocephalidae. The coding region runs from base 51 to 2180 and encodes 709 amino acids. The transcript has 17 exons.
GCUACCCGACUGGGAGGGGAACGGAGGCUUCCGCACCGCGGAGAGGCAAGAUGGCCACGGCUGGGGGCGGCUCUGGGGCUGACCCGGGAAGUCAGGGUCUUCUUCGCCUUCUGUCUUUCAGCGUCCUACUGGCAGGUUUGUGCAGGGGAAACUCAGUGGAGAGGAAGAUCUACAUCCCCUUAAAUAAAACAGCUCCCUGUGUUCGUCUGCUCAAUGCCACUCAUCAGAUUGGCUGCCAGUCUUCAAUUAGUGGGGACACAGGGGUUAUCCAUGUAGUGGAGAAAGAAGAGGACCUGCAGUGGGUUUUGACUGAUGGCCCCAACCCCCCUUACAUGGUUCUGCUGGAGGGAAUGCUCUUUACCAGGGAAAUAAUGGAGAAACUGAAGGGGAGAGCCAGCCGAAUUGCUGGUCUUGCAGUGUCCUUGGCCAAACCUAGUCCCACCUCAGGCUUCUCUUCUAGCGUGCAGUGCCCAAAUGAUGGGUUUGGUGUUUACUCCAACUCCUAUGGGCCAGAGUUUGCUCACUGUGAAGAAAUACAGUGGAAUGACCUGGGCAGUGGCUUGGCUUACGAGGACUUUAGUUUCCCCAUCUUUCUUCUUGAAGAUGAAAAUGAAACCAAGAUCAUCAAGCAGUGCUAUGAAGAUCACAACCUGAGUCAGAAUGGCUCAGCACCAGCCUUCCCGCUAUGUGCCAUGCAGCUCUUCUCACACAUGCAUGCCGUCAUCAGCACUGCCACCUGCAUGCGGCGCAGCUCCAUCCAGAGCACCUUCAGCAUCAACCCAGAAAUCGUCUGUGACCCCCUGUCCGACUACAACGUAUGGAGCAUGCUUAAGCCUAUAAAUACAUCUGGGACAUUAAAGCCUGAUGACAGGGUUGUGGUUGCUGCCACCCGGCUGGACAGUCGUUCCUUUUUCUGGAAUGUGGCCCCAGGAGCUGAAAGUGCUGUUGCCUCCUUUGUCACCCAGCUAGCUGCAGCUGAAGCUUUGCAGAAGGCACCAGAUGUGACCACCCUACCCCGCAAUGUCAUGUUUGUCUUCUUCCAAGGGGAAACUUUUGACUACAUUGGCAGCUCAAGAAUGGUCUAUGAUAUGGAGAAGGGCAAGUUUCCUGUGCAGUUAGAGAACAUUGAAUCAUUCGUGGAGCUGGGACAGGUGGCCUUAAGAACUUCUCUAGAGCUUUGGAUGCACACAGAUCCCAUGUCUCAGAAAAAUGAGUCUGUAAGGAACCAGGUGGAGGAUCUCCUAGCUACACUGGAGAAGAGUGGUGCUGGUGUCCCUGCUGUCAUCCUCAGGAGGCUGAAUCAGUCCCAGGCUCUCCCACCAUCUUCUCUGCAGCGAUUUCUUCGAGCUCGAAAUAUCUCUGGUGUUGUUCUGGCUGACCACUUUGCUGCCUUCCAUAACAAGUAUUAUCAGAGCAUUUAUGACACUGCUGAGAAUAUUAAUGUGAGCUAUCCUGAAUGGCUAAGCCCCGAAGAGGACCUGAACUUUGUGACGGACACUGCAAAGGCCCUGGCAGAUGUGGCCACGGUGGUGGGACGUGCACUGUACAUGCUUGCAGGAGGAACCAACUUCGGUGACACAGUUCAGGCUGAUCCCCAAACGGUUACCCGCCUACUCUAUGGGUUCCUGGUUAGAGCCAACAACUCAUGGUUCCAGUCUAUCCUCAGGCAGGACCUAAGGUCCUACUUGGGUGAUGGGCCUCUUCAACAUUAUAUCGCUGUCUCCAGCCCCACCAACACCACUUAUGUUGUACAGUAUGCCUUGGCAAAUUUGACUGGCAAGGUGAUCAACCUCACCCGAGAGCAGUGCCAAGAUCCAAGUAAAAACCCAAAUGAAAACAAAGAUCUGUAUGAGUACUCAUGGGUUCAGGGCCCUUUGAAUGCCAACGAGACAGACCGACUCCCCCGGUGCAUACGUUCUACGGCACGAUUGGCCAGGGCCUUGUCCCCUGCCUUUGAACUGAGUCAGUGGAGCUCUACUGAAUACUCAACAUGGACUGAGAGCCGCUGGAAAGAUAUCCGUGCCCGGAUAUUUCUAGUUGCCAGCAAAGAGCUUGAGUUUAUCACCCUGAUGGUGGGCUUCGGCAUCCUCGUCUUCUCUCUCGUCAUCACCUACUGCAUCAAUGCCAAAGCCGAUGUCCUUUUCAUUACUCCCCGAGAGCCAGGAUCUGUGUCUUACUGAAGAGGACCCCAGCUUUUCCUGCCAGCUCUGCAGUCAUUUCCUAGAGCCUUUGUCCCACUGGAACACAAACCACUAGUUUGUCACUGGAUCCUCUCUGGGCCUUUCUCAGACUGGGAUUAACAUAAAGGACUGCAACUGUCCAAAAAAGACAGGGAGAGAUAAUAAGUUGCUUCCCUUCUCUUCCUCAGCUCCCCCUUCCCAUCUCCCCUACCCCAUUUCCUCCUCCUUCCCUAUCCCUGCCAGAUUCUGGGACUACAAAUAGAAGCUUCUUGCUCCUGUUUAACUCCCUAAUUACCUACCCUAAUGUGCCUUUCUUCAGGAUCACUCUUCUGCUCUUUCCAUCCUGCCAUGUACCUCCCUCUCCCCCCACCACUACCCUCACACCCAACCAUCUUCCUGACCAGAAAGAAGAACGUGAAGAGUUGAAUGUUAGGAUCAAACUACAAUUGAAUCACGGAGGAAGAGGACAGGGGAAUCUCUGGGCUGAG